Molecule: messenger RNA, 1509 nt
Organism: Racocetra persica
Lineage: Eukaryota; Fungi; Glomeromycota; Glomeromycetes; Diversisporales; Gigasporaceae
Source: the annotation of a GenBank genome assembly
AUGCCAAAAGUAAUCCGACCGUUUCCUUCCCAAAUAAAUAGGGAAUUGCUGUUUAGUGGGGAGGGGGAAUAUCGUCGUCACUUAGCCGAACGAGGAAUUAACGAACAAAAGAUUGGGGAAGAAAUGAAAGCCGAAAUCCAGCAAGCCUGGGUUGAUGUGUAUGGUUCUGAAUACCACAAUUACAGUGAUUUAUCAGAUGAACUAGAACAUAUUGCUAGGAUAAGUUAUAAAGGUUUGGGGGUGUGGGAUGCCGUUACUUUUACUGACCGGAAACUUGCCAUAGUUAAAGAAGCCAACCAGAUUUUAAAAAACAUUUUUACUGAUAGUCUACGAGAUGUGCUAGCCAAAGAAAGAGAAGAAUUAACCGAAGAAGAAUUAGCCUUUAUCGCACAAUACCAACAAGCCGCAGAAAAUUACGACCGCGAAGAAUACGAGGUAGACGGGAAAAAGUUAAAAUAUCACACUUGGAAAGUCUUAGCCGAAGUUUAUCAAGCUCACGAGGAGGGGAGCGAGACUUUUACUCCCACUAGCAGAAGUUUAUUUUUCCCGGUUCUGGCCGCUAGUCCGGGUCUGGUCUUAACCACGGACGAUAGCGAAACUGAGGCUGAGCCUUAUAUAAUUGCGGACGAAGUACCCUCAAUCGCACAAAAUAAGGGAAAGGGCAACCAAACUACCGAAUCAACUGGGACUACUUUCGAGCAAUCUGCCGCAAAUUACGAUUUAUUAAGUUCAUUUAUUUUUUUUGAAGAAUCUCCAGAGAUAAAAAAACUUGUUACUGUCGUUAGGACUGAUGCCCAUUGGUUUCAAAACGAGAAAAAGUGUCAAGAAGAGGUGAAAAUUUUACAAACCAGGCCGGAGCCUAAAAUUGCUUCCAUGUUUAAAAAUCACAGUAUUAUUUUUGUUGAUAAUCCAAGUGCGAAUUAUGACCCAGACCAAAAAGUAAGGCAAAAGUCCCGGGCAAUCUUAUUAGAAUACUUGCAAAAUUGCCAAGAAAACUACCAACCAGACUGGGAAAGAAUUGCUUUUCGGUCUGCCAUUCGUUUUAAUUAUUUAAGAUUAAACGAAGGACAAGAAGCAAAAAUAAUGGAAGUAGUUGACAAGUUAAAGGAAAUUCCCGGUUCAUCAAUGGGAGAAAUCCGGAGCUUGCUCUCGGAAUUGAAAACCUUGGCUCCGGACGAAGAAAACGAGGAAGAGGAAACUAAAAAGCAAAUUAAGUUGAUAUUGCUAACUUUCCAAGCAGAACUUUUGAAGGUGGGGAAUUAUAUUGCUGAUUCCGAUCUUAACCAGCAAGAAUUAACUUUAGCCUUAGAAUUUUGCAAUGAAUUGCUCACAACUUAUCAGGAUUUUGCUCGCAAAUUCCCGCAAGCCUUUGCUGACAACAAUAUGGGAAGCGGGCAACAAACAAUGACCAAUCUUAAAGAAUUAGUUCAAAAACAAAUCCAAAAAAACAAAAAUCCUUCUCCUCCGAAAACGGCAGGAAUAAUACUAAUCAUAAUUGCAAUAAUAGGG